Molecule: messenger RNA, 1064 nt
Organism: Saccoglossus kowalevskii
Lineage: Eukaryota; Metazoa; Hemichordata; Enteropneusta; Harrimaniidae
Source: RefSeq, a predicted model, not a curated record
AUACAACGUUUUCGGGAAGUGGCUCCACUCGCAGACAAAUCCCCGUGCCUGAUUCCCUCCGAAGUAAUGUUCAGCUGAACCAAGCGCUGGUCACCUUCCAAAGAGCGGCUCUCAGUGCACGUACAAUUGGAUCAUAUUCAACAGGAGUACGCGCAUGGUUACGUUUCACAGCUUUGUCAGAAAUCCCAGGGCAGUCAACUUCGCAUCCCCGUAUCUCAGAAGACAUCCUGAUAUAUUUUGUGACGCAUUGCGCUACGAACUUGCAUCUUAAAUACACCACUAUUAAGGUAUAUCUGGCAGGCAUACGGAAUUACUACAUAUUAGGUGGCUACCCUAAUCCACUGCUUACUCUACAAGGUCAGUCACCUCUUCGCCUUAAUUAUGUACUCCGGGGAAUUCUACGUCUCCAAGGAAAUGAAACCCGACCACGUUUGCCCAUAACGGUAGAUAUACUACAACGUUUGUGCAACCUACUCCGUCAGGGGGUAUUUGGUCCCUAUUUCGAUCUCAUGCUGGAAUCAGUAUUUUUGUUAGCCUUUUAUGGUUUCCUCCGCUGCAGCGAGUUUACUUGCCCCACUUCAACUUUCAAUAUGCAGUACAAUUUAUGCUUGGCUGAUAUCAGUGUACCAGAUCAUGCAGCCCAUAUAACUAUUCAUAUCAAGGCAUCCAAAACAGAUCAAUUCCGGAAAGGUUUCGACUUGCGGCUUUUCCCAACAGGCACGCCUUUUUGUCCAGUUACAAUGCUGCAGCAAUUUUUAUCCGUGCGGCAUAAGAUGUUUCCCCUUGCAACCGAACCACUGUUUCUGCUUCCCGAACGAACACCCCUUAAUCGUCGUAUCUUCACAGAGUCUCUUCGUAUAUUGCUCGCAAGGAUUGGACUACAACCGCAUUUGUUUGCAGGACACUCCUUCCGCAUCGGAGCAGCUACCACCGCAGCAAGUGCUCACGUUCCUGAUCACCUCAUCCAAACAUUAGGCAGAUGGUCCAGCAACUGUUAUCGCACCUACAUCAGAACACCAGAGAGUCUUCUACAACAUGCCUUUCAAAAAAUGGCAACAUCGUAA